GAGGCCCAGAUCGGCGAAGCUCGCAGGCUCUCGGUUCGAAUUGGUCGACAGUCGACACUUGACAAUUCCAUUCGUGACGGCUGAGGGGGGUCUCGCGGUCUCUACUCCCCUUCUCCUCUGUAAACCCUAGAGCUUCGUUAAUCGUGAGAUUGUACCAGUUUUUUUCAGUCACUAGCAGACCGUGAAAAUCUUUAAUGGCAGUCUUUUUUGGUUAAACGAAGCUUAAUCUCAGUGGGAGGAAGCGUUCUCGCAGUUUGAUCUCGUGGGUUUUACUGAUGAUGACGAGGGAAAUGUUCUUUAAGUAAUGCUUGUAGGGUUAAAUUCCAAAAUGGACUCUGAAGGAGUGCAAACUAGUUCUCAAAAGAAUGGAGGAGCAGAAGGUAGUCUUUAUAAACAAAGUGGGCAGGUUCGAUGCCAAAGCAGUGGUGGCUUGAAUGGAAGUCGUAGAAGCCCGGAUAACGAGGGAAUCAGUGCCGAUCCUUGUUUGAACGAAAAUUGUAUGGAACAAGAAGAAUGUGAAAUACAGUUGAGAGAUACAGACAGUAAUGGAAGUAGGCGUGAUCAUGCAUCUAAAAAGCCAAGGCGUCAGAAGGACUUGACAUUUCAGGAUAUGUACAGCCAGCAAGACGGCUAUUUUGAUGAUGAUGAGGACGAUGAUGAUAGUGACUGGGAGCCAUUGCAAAAGCAUGUAGCGAGCAAAAAGUGGUUUUGCACAAACUGUACAAUGGUGAACCUUGAUGAUGAUGAUCUCCACUGUGAUAUCUGUGGAGAAUAUAAAGAGUCUGAAAUCCUUAGGCAUGGUUGUUUGGCAUCUCGUCUUGCGCCAGUAGUUUUGCAUUCUCGGGUCGAAACGGAAGCAAUAGACAGGUUAAAAGACUCGGUGACGCGAAAAUCAGACCAGGACAAUUGCACUGUAGUUGGUUUUGAUGAAAGAAUGCUGCUUCACUCAGAAGUUGAAAAGAAGUCCCAUCCGCACCCCGAAAGACCAGAUCGCCUUCGUGCUAUUGCUGCUAGCCUUGCCACUGCUGGUAUAUUUCCUGGAAGGUGCAUUCCGAUUCCUGCUAGAGAAAUUUCCCGAGAGGAGCUGCAGCCGGUCCAUUCUUUGGAGCACAUUGAAGCAGUUGAUCUUACAAAUCGCAUGAUUUCUAGCUAUUUCACUCCAGACACAUAUGCUAAUGAACACUCAGCAUCCGCCGCAAGGCUUGCAGCUGGAUUGUGUGCAGAUCUUGCUUCAGAGAUUAUGACUGGAAAUGCCAAGAAUGGUUUUGCUUUGGUUAGGCCUCCCGGUCAUCAUGCGGGUAUCAGACAAGCCAUGGGGUUCUGUCUUCAUAAUAAUGCAGCAGUUGCUGCAUUAGCUGCUCAGAGUUCAGGUGCCAAGAAAGUGCUAAUUGUUGAUUGGGAUGUUCAUCAUGGAAAUGGGACACAAGAGAUAUUUGAGGCAAACAAAUCAGUGUUGUAUAUUUCCUUACAUAGGCACGAAGGAGGAAGAUUCUACCCUGGUACAGGAGCAGCUGAUGAGGUUGGGAUUAUGGGUGCAGAAGGAUAUUCUGUGAAUAUUCCAUGGAAGUGUGGGGGAGUGGGAGAUAAUGAUUACCUUUUCGCUUUUCAGCAUAUUGUCCUCCCUAUAGCUUUUGAGUUUUCCCCAGAUAUCACUAUUAUAUCAGCGGGAUUCGAUGCUGCAAGGGGUGAUCCGCUUGGCUGCUGCGAUGUAACUCCGGCUGGCUUUGCACAAAUGACACACUUGUUGAGUGCUCUCUCCAGUGGAAAGUUGCUUGUAAUUCUUGAGGGGGGCUACAAUCUCCGUUCAAUAUCAUCGUCCGCUACAGCAGUGAUAAAGGUAUUACUUGGUGAAACUCCUCUAUGUGAUGUGGAUCAUGUUGAACCUUCCAAAGUUGGCUUGCAAACUGUUUUGGAAGUCUUGGGAAUUCAGAUGAACUUCUGGUCUACACUGAAGCCAACAUUUACUAGGUUGCAGUCACAAUGGGCAUCAUUUUUUUUGCAGAAUAAAAAGAAAUUAGCCAAGGAGAAACGGCGGCUACUGCGACCAAAAUGGUGGUUAUGGGGACGGAAAAGGUUAUUGUAUCAUCUGUUGUAUGGGCAACUACGUGUGAAGGCGAAGGGACGGGCAAAAGCAUUCUGCUAAUCUUAUCAUCUCCUGCAUCCUCCACUCUGUUAUUCGGCCCAGGCUUUUGUGUAUGCUUACCUGAUCACGGCUGGUCUCAUGACCAUCCAUUUUUUGUAUGAAAAAUAUAGUUAUUUAUAAUGUUGUUUAUGGAGGCAUUAGCUAAUUGGCAUUUGGUAAUCAGGGUCUCUGAUUCAUUUGUCAAUUUCACAUAGGGAAGAAAUUUUUGGUUAUUUCAAUGGUGUUGGUUAUAGUGAUCUCACACCCCUUACCAUUAUGUAUGUUAGGAUGGAGGUUAGGAAUUUGGAAACAUCUCUAAUGGUUGGGGUGAAAGAAGAGGAGGAUGAGAUGCAGAGUGGACAUUUUCGUGAACUUACAGUUGUUGAUGUUUUGACCUGUACAGCAAAAGGCCAAGCUGGCUUGUUUGCAUUUCUGCGGUGUUACUUAUUUGCUGCGUGGUAGACAUGAAUUAUUUACAGGACAUCCAAAGGAAUCAAUUAUAUAAGUUUAGUGUAAUAAUGAUCCUCGGCCUCAUUCUA
Macadamia integrifolia is the source of this 2661-nucleotide messenger RNA. RefSeq names its product histone deacetylase 15. The transcript has 19 exons. Gene Ontology annotation, biological process: chromatin organization. The record is from RefSeq and is a predicted model, not a curated record. Gene Ontology annotation, cellular component: histone deacetylase complex. Gene Ontology annotation, molecular function: histone deacetylase activity. Bases 305 to 2143 code for a protein of 612 amino acids. NCBI's taxonomy places the organism in Eukaryota, Viridiplantae, Streptophyta, Magnoliopsida, Proteales, Proteaceae.